Plasmopara halstedii is the source of this 741-nucleotide messenger RNA. Its product is annotated as retrotransposon ty1-copia subclass. Bases 1 to 741 code for a protein of 246 amino acids. The record is from RefSeq and is a predicted model, not a curated record. Lineage: Eukaryota; Oomycota; Peronosporomycetes; Peronosporales; Peronosporaceae. The transcript is spliced from 2 exons.
AUGGUUCUGGAUUCGUGUACAAGUGCUUCGAGUGUGGCCAAGUUGAACAUUUCAAGGAGAACUUUUAAAAGCAGGGCAACUCACGGCGCUGCAUUUGCCGUGGAAGAAGAACGAGGUGCUGAGUGGCUCAUUGAUAAUGAAGCCAAAUCGCACAUGAUACAUCAUCGCUGUGAUCUGUCUGAUAAUGAAAAUCUGGAUGUUGGUCCAGAGGUCACCAUUGCGGGCGGCAAGAAGCUGGGUGCGUCAAGAAAGGGGAUUGUAAGGCUGAGAGAACUUGACGGCGCGGACCAAAAUGGUCAAGGUCUUGCACAUUCCGACAUCACCUGUGCUGGAGAUCGCUCACACGGCCGUGAUGGGGCAGAUGAAACUCUCACAAUGGGUGGUGCACGAAGAAGAGCGUUUGAACGAUUGGAUGCCGGUGGAUUCGCGAAGAAGCGCAAUGAGCUCGGACAGGUCGUGCGAUACAAGACUCGACUCGUCGAUAUGGGCUAUAAGCAGAAAUUCGACUUAUUUGAGGCCUCACCAUUCGUUGCGGACAUGGACUCCAUCAAAAUCGUGCUAGCUGUAGCUGUCGCGAUGGGAUACGUGACUGAGCUGCUAGAUGUCGACACUGCGUUUUUAAACAUUGAUCUCAAGGAAGAGGUCUACAUGGAAAAACCACAUAUAAUUGUCGCUGCCAUCAAUAUGAUGUGCAAGCUGAACAAAGAGACUUUUGAUCUCCGACAGGCUGCAAGCGCAUGA